AUGGCUACCGUGCCAAAGCCGGGCCCGGCAAACCUCCGGCCAGGCGCCGGACUGGACGAAUGGCUCGAGGAGGCCAAGCAAUGCCACUACCUGCCGGAGCCGGUCAUGAAGCAGCUGUGCGAAAUGGUCAAGGAAGUGCUGAUGGAGGAGUCCAACAUCCAGCCCGUCGUCACGCCCGUCACAAUAUGCGGCGACAUCCACGGCCAAUUUUACGAUCUGCUCGAGAUGUUCCGCGUGGCGGGCGGUAUGCCUGGCGAAUCGAAUGUCCAGGCACCCAUGACCAGCACGACCGUCAUCACCUCCGACGACAUCGAGCCGCCGUCAGAGAUCACAAAUCCAAAGCUCAAAAGCAAAGUUAAGAAUGCCGAGUCACCGGGGGAGGGCGAUGCUGGCGGUGACGAUAACGACGAUGAUGCCGCGACAGAAGCACAACAGCAGGAGGCAAAUACAAGUACGCACUCACCGCCGCCCGCCGACUCGGGCGUGCAAUCAGCGGACACCCGCUUCGUCUUCCUCGGUGACUUCGUCGACCGGGGAUACUUCAGCUUAGAGACGUUCACUCUCCUCAUGUGUCUCAAAGCAAAAUACCCAGACAGGAUAGUCCUCGUCCGCGGCAACCACGAAUCCCGCCAGAUAACACGGGUGUAUGGAUUUUACGAAGAGUGCCAGCAGAAGUACGGCAACGCCUCGGUCUGGAAGGCCUGCUGCCAGGUGUUUGACUUCCUGGUUCUGGCCGCCAUCGUCGACGGGACCGUGCUGUGCGUGCACGGCGGCCUGAGCCCGGAGAUCCGCACCAUCGACCAGAUCCGGGUCGUGGCGCGGGCCCAGGAGAUUCCCCACGAGGGCGCCUUCUGCGACCUGGUUUGGAGCGACCCGGAGGACAUCGAUACGUGGGCCGUCAGCCCGCGCGGCGCCGGCUGGCUGUUCGGCCACAAGGUCGCCACCGAGUUCAACCACGUCAACGGUCUCAAGACAAUCGCGCGCGCCCAUCAGCUGGUCAACGAGGGGUACAAGUUCCACUUCCCCGAAAAGUCAGUCGUCACCGUCUGGUCAGCCCCCAACUACUGCUAUCGCUGCGGCAACGUCGCCUCCAUCAUGACGGUCGACAGCUGCCUCAACACAAAGUUCUCCAUCUUCUCGGCCGUGCCCGACGACCAGCGCCACAUCCCCGGCGGCCGCCGCGGCGCCGGCGACUAUUUUCUCUAG
Molecule: messenger RNA, 1206 nt
Organism: Chaetomium strumarium
Lineage: Eukaryota; Fungi; Ascomycota; Sordariomycetes; Sordariales; Chaetomiaceae
Product: Metallo-dependent phosphatase-like protein
Exons: 3
Coding region: 1-1206 (401 amino acids)
Biological process (GO): G1/S transition of mitotic cell cycle
Cellular component (GO): cytoplasm
Molecular function (GO): protein serine/threonine phosphatase activity
Source: RefSeq, a predicted model, not a curated record